AUGCUCAAUGUGUGUAAAGAGCUAGGUGUGGGGUUUCGCGCGCACGUCAAGAGUCAUAAGACAGCGGAGCUAUCUAAGCUGCAGGUUGGAGAGCAAGGCGCUGCGAAUUUCAUUGUCAGUACGAUUAUCGAGGCGGAGCAUUUGGCAGAGGUAGUGUUGGAGGAGCAGGGCAAGGGGAGGGAUGCUAGUAUCCUCUAUGGCGUACCGGUUCCGCAAUCAGGGAUACCACGCCUGAUAGCUCUGGCCGAGAAACUCAAACCGCGAUCUGUUAGCCUCAUCAUCGAUAACCAGGAUGCAUUCCUCAAGCUUUUCCAGCGUCUCGCUGCGUCAGAAAGUCAAGUCGAGUUGGGCAUCUUUAUCAAAAUCGACACAGGCUACGAGCGCGCAGGCAUCAAGACGUCAUCUCCAUCCUUCCCAACCCUCGUCUCAACAAUCAUUUCAAAGACGCAAGAAACAGGAUCCAAGUGCUUCUUACAAGGUUUCUACAGUCACUUCGGCCACAGUUACGCUGGAUCCUCUGAAGACGAUGCGGCCAACGGGUUGAUCGAAGAGUUAAUCGGGCUCGAGGCAGCGACUAAGGCCGUGCCGGCGAGUUUCGCUGGAAAACUGGUGCUGAGUGUUGGUGCGACGCCGACUGCCACAGCAGCACAGAACAUGCUUUCCCGCACUUCCCCACGGGUUCGCGAGUUUCAGACGGUGCUUUCCCGGCUGCAGGCCCAGCACCUGGUCGAACUGCACGCAGGCGUGUAUCCGUUGCUCGACUGCCAACAAGUCGCUACACACGCGCGGCCACCCACGUUUUCGUCUGCCGAGCCAACGCCAGCAUUCCAACCGCUCUCCAAGUCCAACAUCGGCAUCCGCAUGCUGCUAGAGGUAACAAGCGUUUACAACGAGCGCGCCAAACCCGAGGCACUCGUCUCAGCCGGUUCCCUCGCCAUGGGCCGCGAGCCCUGCAAGUCGUACGCUGGCUGGGGGAUCGUAACGCCUGACCUGGGCAACUCAUCCGCGAAGCACAUUUAUGACGAGCAGGCAGGCCGGACGGGCUGGACAGUCGGGCGCAUCAGCCAAGAGCACGGCGUGCUGACUUGGGAAGGCGACAGGGACGCGUGUAAUGACUUGGUGAUUGGGGACAAGGUCAUGGUUUGGCCGAACCACGCUUGCGUCGCCGGUGCAGGGUUUGGAUGGUAUCUUGUCAUUGAUUCUGAGGGGCAUGGUGAGACGGUGGUAGAUGUUUGGGUGCGAUGGCGAGGAUGGUAAAGUAAAGUAAUUGCACAUGUGUCUGUAUGUAACGUAGAAACUUGCGAUUUAACAAAACUACAGAAAAAAAGAGCAAAAGAAAAGAAGAUUGUAGU
Molecule: messenger RNA, 1352 nt
Organism: Bipolaris maydis ATCC 48331
Lineage: Eukaryota; Fungi; Ascomycota; Dothideomycetes; Pleosporales; Pleosporaceae
Source: RefSeq, a predicted model, not a curated record